AUGUCGGCAAAACAAGUCACAGUAGCAGUCGUCGAUGAUAGCCCAUCAACAUAUGAAUCACGGCACGUACACGACGUCUACGACCAGAUCGCAAGCCACUUCUCCACGACGCGAUACAAACCAUGGCCCAUCAUAUCCCGCUUCCUGUCCGAUCUCCCCACGGGAUGGGUAGGCCUUGAUAGCGGGACUGGCAAUGGCAAAUAUCUCCCCCUCCCACUCGAACGACCAGGCGCUGUCCACACAAUCGGCCUUGAUAGGAGUCGCAACUUGCUCGAGAUUGCGAAGACGGCUGGAGAUAUACCGCGUGAAGUCGUUUGGGGAGAUGUUCUUGGACGUGGAUGGCGAAGUGGUGCUUUUGAUUAUGCGAUCUCGAUCGCGACAAUCCACCAUUUAGCCACGCCUGAGCGACGUCAGCAAGCCGUGGAGAGGCUUCUUGGUUGCGUAUCGGCAGAGCAUGGGCGUAUCCUGGUGUACGUCUGGGCGAUUGAGCAGGAUGACUUGUCCAAGAGAGCUAUACCGGUUGGCGGUGGGGAUCAGAUUGAGUCGCAGCAUGCUGCAGGGCAAGAUGUGUUUGUACCAUGGGUGCUCUCGCAACAGCAGCCUCGUGCGAAGAAGCCUCGCAGACAGAAGAAUUCAGACGUGCAGGCAGAAGAACUCCAAGCACUUGAAGUGGCGCCACAGACAUUUCAUCGUUAUUACCACAUGUUCGAGAAGGGCGAGCUGGACGCGUUGAUGCAGGGCGCCGCACAAUCCAUGGGACUCGUAUUGGGCAAAGCGGAAGACGCCUCUGAAGGCACCCCGGGCGUGGAGAUAGUGCAGAGCGGAUGGGAGAGAUCGAACUACUAUGUUGAAGCUCGCAGAUGGCGAAGAUGA
Messenger RNA from Peniophora sp. CBMAI 1063, 873 nucleotides. NCBI's taxonomy places the organism in Eukaryota, Fungi, Basidiomycota, Agaricomycetes, Russulales, Peniophoraceae. The record is from the annotation of a GenBank genome assembly.